AUGGCAGCAGUGGUAGCAUACCGAAAUAUCUUGCGCGCGGCUCGCGUUGCCUUCCAGGGCGACGCUCCCGUCCUCCUGGCUGCGCAAAGCCAAAUCCGAGGCGAGUUCAGAAGCAAGCAGUCUCUCGAUCCUCAAGAUAGCAGUGUCAGUGAGGGAAUUGCGCACGCCACGCAGGUGGCCACGUUUUUGCGCGAGAAUCUGGUGCAGGGCAAGAAAAUGGAGGGCGAGGAGUCCAAGUACAAACUACGAAUUCACGAACACACAGAACGAGGCGAUAAUGAAAGCAUAAAGACAGCGGUCGCUGGUGUCUCUGGCGGUGGCUGCUGCGGUGGCCCCAAGUGA
Molecule: messenger RNA, 342 nt
Organism: Cordyceps militaris CM01
Lineage: Eukaryota; Fungi; Ascomycota; Sordariomycetes; Hypocreales; Cordycipitaceae
Exons: 3
Coding region: 1-342 (113 amino acids)
Biological process (GO): mitochondrial respiratory chain complex III assembly
Source: RefSeq, a predicted model, not a curated record